Messenger RNA from Sinocyclocheilus grahami, 1885 nucleotides. RefSeq names its product protein arginine methyltransferase 3 (gene prmt3). Lineage: Eukaryota; Metazoa; Chordata; Actinopteri; Cypriniformes; Cyprinidae. Gene Ontology annotation, molecular function: protein-arginine N-methyltransferase activity; histone methyltransferase activity. The record is from RefSeq and is a predicted model, not a curated record. Gene Ontology annotation, biological process: peptidyl-arginine methylation, to asymmetrical-dimethyl arginine; chromatin remodeling. The transcript has 14 exons. Bases 77 to 1591 code for a protein of 504 amino acids. Gene Ontology annotation, cellular component: nucleus.
GUGAAACACCGGACGCUAUAACAGGAAGAAGCUCCAGCGUAUCAACUACCAAAGUCGUCUGUUUAUCGAGCUUGGCAUGGAUACAUUUGAGAGUAACUGGGGUAAAACCGUAAGCUUCUGCACUGUUUUUGUUGUGGCGCUCGCCGCUGUUUUUUACUACCUUGAGAAUUCAGAGAUUGACGAGAUCCCAAGAAUGGAUCUGAACGCAAUGGAAGAGAAUUUCCGGAGGAAGAACAGAACGUGCUUCAUUCUCGGCGCUUCAGGUGAGACUGGAACGGCGCUGCUGAAGGAAAUAGUGGAGAGCAACAUCUUCUCCAGCAUCACUCUCAUUGGACGAAGACAGUUAACCUUUGAGGAUAAAGCCUAUACAAAUCUGGUAAUGGUAUGGCAACAUAUGUAUGUUGAAGAGUUGAUCGAAGCCGCAGAUGUGACGUUGAGCCCCGCGGCUGGUGAUCAGGUGCCUCUUCUGCUUCAGAGAGCCAGACAGGCUGAAGAUAGAGCUCAGAGAGCUGAGGAAGCCCUGGCCCGGGCCAUGGACGAUCUGCACAAACUCAAAUUGUUGGCACAAGGUUUAGUGCUGAACGCAGAUACAAGUCGUGGCCCUUCACGCUCAGGGGCCAUUGCUGAGUUGAGAGAAGAAGAAGACGAGGCCUACUUCAGCUCUUAUGGGCAUUACAGCAUCCAUGAGGAGAUGCUGAAGGACAAGGUGCGCACUGAGAGCUAUCGAGACUUCAUGUACCACAACAUGGACGUCUUCAAGGACAAGGUGGUGCUUGACGUGGGAUGUGGUACGGGAAUCCUCUCCAUGUUCGCCGCCAAAGCGGGAGCCAGGAAGGUCAUUGCUGUCGACCAAUCUGAGAUCAUCUACCAGGCCAUGGACAUUGUCAGAUCAAAUAAACUUGAAGACACCAUCACACUGAUCAAGGGCAGAAUAGAAGAAAUUGACCUUCCUGUGGAAAAAGUGGACAUCAUCAUUUCAGAGUGGAUGGGCUACUUCCUGUUGUUUGAGUCGAUGCUGGAUUCUGUGCUGUACGCUAGGGAUCGGUACCUCGCAGACAAUGGGUUGGUCUAUCCAGACCACUGCAAUAUCAGCCUGGCGGCAGUGGGGGACACUCAGAAACACUGUGACCGCAUUGCAUUCUGGGACGAUGUGUAUGGCUUCAAGAUGAGGUGUAUGAAGAAGGCUGUGAUACCAGAGGCAGUUGUGGAGGUGUUGAAGCCUGGGACGGUCAUUUCAGAGCCUGCAGUGAUUAAGACUAUUGACUGUGGCUCUGUGACUGUGUCUGAGCUAGAGUUCACUGUAGACUUCAGCUUGAAGAUAACGGCCUGCACCUUCUGUACAGCCAUCGUGGGCUAUUUUGACAUUUUCUUCGACAAGAGCUGCGGAAACAAGGUCAUGUUCUCCACUGCUCCAGACUGCACUAAGACUCACUGGAAACAGACGGUGUUCUUACUAGAAAGCCCUAUCCCCGUCAAAACCGGAGAGGAACUUCCAGGUCAAAUCGUAGUGCAUAAGAACAGAAAGGACCCCAGAGCGCUGCUGAUCACACUUGAUGUCGUUGGCCGGAAGCAAACCUACAGCCUCCAGUGAAGAAGUUGUUUUAUUGGGGGGAAAACACAUACUUGGAGCAAUGCAGUGUUUAAUAACUGAAACUUCAUAUUAAAAAGUUUUUCUACCAAAUGUCAAUCAUUCGUGGGUUGUACAUUUAGCCGAUAUUGUCAAUGUUUUUUACACAACUUGUUCUCCCUGUGACAAUUAACAGGACCUUACACUGAGUCAACAACUUGGGCAACUAAUGAAAGUCAGAUUUUGUUUUAAACCUCUUAAUGUUCAUAUAUUAGGGCCUGGAAGAAGAUUGAUUUCCUACUUGUUUGAAUAAUGACU